CUGAAGCUUCUUACUUCUUAAGCACGGUGGGGUUGACUUUCCCCAAAGGCAAUCAAAUAAGAUCCAAAGAAACUCCAAAACCUCACUCAGUCCUUCACCGCCUGUUCUUCUUCUUCUUCUCUGUGUGACUGUGUGUGUCUCACUGUUUUAUCCAAAGCAUCACUGGUCCUAGAAGACAUGUGUUGCUUCAACAAGCUAGUAUUUCAGGACAUUCUCGUUAUAAAGCCUCAGAAGAAAUCGCCACUCUUGUUAAAGAUGUCAGUGUUGAUAUUUUCAAUGGUGUAUGGUGUUUUUAUCUGUUCAGCUUGUCUAAAGCAGUCAAGCAUUCAUGCUAGGAGUGUUCUUCCGAAGCUGCAAGUUAUUGAAAAGCCUUCUUCAAGUUACCUGCAUUACCCCAAACCCGUUUCUUUUAACAGGAGUGAGUGUUCUCGUAAUCCUGUGAAAUUCUUUGCCAUAGUGUCGAAUCCAAGAUCUGGCAGUGGGUGGUUUGAGACCCUUUUGAAUAGCCAUGUUAAUGUGAGCUCAAAUGGAGAGGUAAUGGCUCCGAAAAGACGAGUAAAUGUUUCUACAAUCGUAAAGACUUUAGAUAAAGUUUACAAUUUGGACUGGCUCAGUAGUGCUUCCAAGAAUGAGUGCUCUGCUGCAAUUGGCUUAAAGUGGAUGCUUAAUCAGGGAUUAUUGAAGCACCAUGAAGAAAUAGCAUACUACUUCAACCGCAGAAGUGUCUCUAUCAUAUUUCUUUUCCGGAGAAACUUAUUACGUAGAAUGAUAUCAAAGCUUGCCAAUUCCUAUGAUCGUCAUGCGAAGUUGUCGAAUGGAACUCAUAAUUCUCACGUUCAUUCUGCAGAAGAGGCUGAUACGCUUUCAAAGUACAAGCCUACAAUAAAAUCGACAUCAUUGUUGACAACCUUGAAGGAUAUGGAGAUGAGAGAUGCUAAGGCUUUAGAAUACUUCAACACCACUCGGCAUAUAAUCUUGUAUUAUGAGGAUCUUAUGAGGAAUCCUAAUAAGCUAAAAGACGUGCAGGAUUUUCUAGGAUUGCCACAGAUGGAAUUAACAAGCAGUCAGGUUAAGAUACAUAGAGGACCAUUGUCAGGCCUUGUGAGAAACUGGGAUGACAUUACCAAGACACUCAAAGGAACUGCUUAUGAGAGUUUUCUCCAAGCUGACUAUUCAUCUUAACCGCUUCCAACUCUCUGCAAAGGUAUAAAUACCAACAACACUGAUUUUUGAGUAAUGUUACUCACACACCUCUCUUUUGAGGUGUGUGAGGUGGAAUGAUGAGAGAGAUAGGAAGAAAAGAAAAAGUAAGGGAGAGAAAGUAUGAGAUGUGAUAGAUGGUAAGAGGAGAGAGAUAGAAAUAAAAAGAGGUGGAAAUGAAGUGUUUUAAAAAUGAGGUGUGUAUAUAUCAUUACUCCUGAUUUUUGAGUUUGAGGUUUGGUGCGGGCAAGAAUUCUUCCCCUGUCUUAUAAUGUUUCUUUUCACUGCCAAUCAACAUUCAACACUCUGUUGAUAAGAUGUGUCAUUUGUAAGUCUUGUUUUUAUGCAUUCUUAAAUGACCUUGUAUAGCAUUCAAAUCCUUAUUCACUUAGUGAAGUCAGGCAGUCAGCUACAUGGAUCACUGGUCCACAUUGAAGAUAUCAGAAGGCCUAACAUAACUUUCUUCCUUUAUCCGGGUUUAGAACUAGAGACGAACUCACGUUAAGAGAAGGUGAGUCAAAUGCCCCCACAUCAUUUUUACUUUUGCUUCAUACAAUACUAUACUAUACUCCCUCCGUUCCCUAUUAUAAGUCACAUUUUUUGAAAAUUUUUUAUUACAAAAUAUAAGUCACUUUCUAAUAUCUAGGAAGCAUUAAAUAAUUUUUUCCAAGUUCACCCUCAUAUUUAAUAUGAAAGAGAUGAUAAACUUUAGAAGUAUUAACUUGGAGAGAGAAAAUCAUAGGAAAGUAAAUAAGGGUAAUCUAGGAAAGUAAAUCAUUUUUUUACAAAUUUAUUACUAAUAACUACUUUUCUUAAUCUAAGAGAAUUAGUUAUUUGUGACUUAUAUAUAGGAACGGAGGGAGUAUAAUAUAAAAUAUUAUCUUGCCCCACACUCUUCAUAAAUACCCUCAUAGCUUGACAAUUUUACCUUUUGCCACUAAAAGUUUAA
This is a messenger RNA of Lotus japonicus, 2149 nucleotides long. RefSeq lists its product as uncharacterized. Bases 178 to 1182 code for a protein of 334 amino acids. NCBI's taxonomy places the organism in Eukaryota, Viridiplantae, Streptophyta, Magnoliopsida, Fabales, Fabaceae. The record is from RefSeq and is a predicted model, not a curated record. The transcript is spliced from 6 exons. Gene Ontology annotation, molecular function: sulfotransferase activity.